Molecule: messenger RNA, 1258 nt
Organism: Cyprinodon tularosa
Lineage: Eukaryota; Metazoa; Chordata; Actinopteri; Cyprinodontiformes; Cyprinodontidae
Product: glucosidase 2 subunit beta-like
Exons: 13
Coding region: 128-1258 (376 amino acids)
Biological process (GO): liver development; N-glycan processing
Cellular component (GO): glucosidase II complex
Molecular function (GO): protein binding; calcium ion binding
Source: RefSeq, a predicted model, not a curated record
AUGUUUCAGGAAGUUGCAACAUGGAGGGUUUAAACGCAGGUUGUGCAUCCCGAGUUUGAAACAUCCUUGAGCGGGAUUUUAAUGAGGACUUUCUGACAGCAGGCGGUGAACAUUUCUAUCCUCUGAGAUGCGUCUCCACGUCAUCACCGCAGCUUUUCUCUGGGCUGCGUUUGUGGACUCGAGGAAAAUCAGAGGAAUAUCUUCAUCUUAUAAAAGGUUCUACAGGGAGAGGAAGUCCUUUUUGUGCAUAGAUGGGUCAAGAAUGAUCCCCUUCGAGCAAGUGAACGACGAUUACUGCGACUGCGCAGACGGCUCUGAUGAACCAGGUACCUCAGCAUGUCCUCGUGGUCGAUUCUACUGCACCAACCUUGGUUUUAGGCCGCACUACAUCCCAUCAUCAAGAGUCAAUGAUGGCAUCUGCGAUUGCUGCGAUGCUUCAGAUGAAUACAACAGCCAUGUUCGCUGCCAGAACACUUGCUGGAAUCUGGGACAAAAAGAGCGAGCAUACGUCGAGGGUCAGAUGAAGACCUUGGACGAAGGUUUGAGACUCAAACAGCAGCUGAUUGAGGAGGGGGUGCUGCUCUGGAGGGAGAAACAGGCGCAGCUCAGGGAGCUUCAGCGGGCUGCUGAAGAUCUGCAGAUCAAAUUAGAGGAGCAGAGGAGGAGGAAACAUGAGGCUGACCGACUCAAAGAGCAAACAUUAAAGGGUCUGGAAGCAAGGAAUAAAGGUUUUAGACAUCAGAACAGCACUAUAUCGCACCUUUUUCAACUACUGGACAGCAACAAAGAUGGCAGUAUAUCGGUGGAUGAAAUCAAAGCUAAAGUGGUUCUUGUCCAUGAUGAGAAGCGGGUUCUCUCUGAGGAUGAAGCACUGACCUUGUUGGGUGGAGGCCCUCAAAUGGGUCUUAGCAAGUUUGAAAACACACUCUGGGACGUCCUGAUUCGAGGCAACAACUAUAAGAUCAAAGAUGCCUACAGUGCCCCAGGUGGUCUCAUGAGUGAGGAUCCUCACUUAAAGGCAGCUGAGAGAGCACAUUAUCCUGCUCCAUCUGCUGCCAGGAGACAGAGCCAGGUAUUUAUGGUGGGCAUAAAAACUGCAGAGUGGGAGGCUACUGACUUGAAGAAGGUAGAGGAAGCCUACGAGACAGUCAACAUGGAAAUAAGUGAUCUACAGAAGAAGCUGGAAAUAGACUAUGGGACAGAUUGGGAGUAUUUGUAUCUGAACGGCCAAUGCUACAAGCUUAAAGUUUACGAGUAA